Prorocentrum cordatum is the source of this 331-nucleotide messenger RNA. Lineage: Eukaryota; Dinophyceae; Prorocentrales; Prorocentraceae. The record is from the annotation of a GenBank genome assembly.
AUGGAUGGAGGGUGGCGCGUCGCUUCAGAGCGGGGACUCCGCGCAGCGUGCGAGCGCACGCAGUGUGGUCGGGGAGGAGGCCCCGCGCAGCCGCGAGGCCUUCAGGUCUCCAGCAGGCCCCGCAGCCUCGAGCAGCGCUGCAGCACAGACUGCCGCAGGCUGUCCGGCAUCGCCUCGAGCUUCGCCUGGAGCGCCUGGCAGCGCAGCGCUUCUCCCACCCUCUGCGGGUGUCCUCCUGUGGCACCUGCGAAGGCCCCGCCGGCUGCGGACCGGCGCCGCCAGGGCUCGCGCGCCCCGCGGGACUCCCGGACCGGCUGGCGCUCUGGCGGGG